UUGUGUGCUGUCACUCCGCUCCGACCACCCCGAGCAGUCGCACGAGCUAGGGCUCGCGGCGCCCUAGGCCUCACCAGUACACAGGCCAUCGGCUUCGCACACAGGGCCCGGCGGAUAAAAGAGAUGGAAAUCGUGCCCGAGGGAAAAAACUUUCGUUUGCUGAAAGAAGACGAGCUCCCAGAGGUUGCCGAUUACUUGGUGCAGUAUAUGCCUGAAUCACUUAAGUUUCAUCAGACGAUUCAAACAUAUCUGAACAAUAAGGUGUGGGACUUCCAUUUUUAUGUAGCGAAGAAUUGGCCCGAGGACCCCAUCUGCUUACAUUUCCCUGGCUGCACUAGCACGCCAAACAGUCACAUCUACGAGAGCGUGACCAUCUUCUGUCCGUCGGACCGCGCGGAGCUGGUGGACCUGCUGACCGACGACGACCAGCUGCUGGAUCCAACGCGGCCGCUGUACCUCAACUUCACGCACGAGGCCAUCGUCCAACGCUUCGAGCGGUGCUACGAGGCGCACGACAAGAUAACCGGCGAUGUGUACGUGUGUGACAACCCGCCUGAUGAUGAUGCGGACGAACUGCCACCGGACGUGGAGUUAGUCCGUCUCCAGCCGGAGCACAUGAAGGCUGUUCACGAUCUCUACCCAGCCAGCGACAUCGAGGGCCGGGAGAUAUUCGAGAAGCUGGUCGCCGAACUCCCAGCGUACGGCAUCUUCGUGGAGGGCCAGCUAGCCGCCUGGAUGGUCCAGUCCUACUACGGCGCCAUGUUCUCUAUGCAGACGAAGCCGGAGUUUAGGAGGAAAGGCUACGGCAUCUUCCUGGCCAGGAAACUGACCAAGGAAGUCGCGGCCCGAGGCUACAAACCCUUCGUGGUUAUCCGACCUGAGAAUGACCCCUCGCGUUCGCUGUACGCGAAACUCGGCUUCGAGAAACGCUAUCGGACGGUGCGCGCCGUCCUACGUCCCCGCUAAUAAAGUUGAUGAUUAGCAGAUUUUAUUUUUUUAAGACUUUUGAGAUUAGCUUGCGAUCUUUGAUCGCUUAGAAUAGAUUAGUGGCUACAGGGAAACGGCUAGCGGCUCUCUACGCGUAGAAUUUUCAGGUAUCAAACGAAUGAAAUUGACUUAGCGUUCACACCGAGAUGAGAGGCAAUUUUCAAGAAGAUUCAAAUUGAACUGCAUUUACUAUAUGAGAAAACACACUUUCAAUACAAUUCGAAUUUCCUGUAUAAUGUAGGUAACUUAUAUCUUGUUAUGAGGUAAAUUUUGAAUCGCACUAAAAACGCAGCGUAUCGAUAUUAUGUUGCUAGUGUCUUCUUGCGCACUAUAAACAAGUAACAUCAUAUCGAGCCCUGCGUUUUUAUCGCGCUAAAAUCGCAGCGUUUCUUGUCUCGGUGUGAGCUGACUGUCGAGAGCUCUGGCCGGCCGCUGAGUUUCGGUGCAAGCCUCAAUCUACGAACGGCACUAACCGCGGAUUACAAAUGUCGUAUUCCGAUGACCUUCUAUGGCCUUUGUUUUUUAUUUAAGGCUAAUCAGGAUUAGUUCGGAUACAGGAUAAAUGGUAAUACCAGAUGAUCCAAAACAUUGGUAAAUCCACCUAACGCUUAAUCAACAGCUGCGUGGCACUACGGUGCAUACGCCAUUUUAGGCGAACAAAUUACUCGCUGAUUUGGCUUUACCAUGAAUAAUCUGGAUUUACCCUGGGUCCUUUACCCUGAUUAGCUCUAUAUAUUCUACGGAACCGACUCUUGUAAUCCCUGAAGUUAGUUUCAUUUAGGCGAUCGCUUCUUUGUCUAAUGGAGUGAUAGUAGGGACCUGUUAUGAUCUGUGUGAUAGCUAAGGACAUAACGAACGGCGUUAUCAUUAUAGAAAUCAUGUUGAUAGUAAGUUAUUGAUCGCGAAUUAUUAAGGCCAAUUUUACCUCUACACGACUAAACAAUUCAGUGGGUCAAUGUCGGCAUAAUAUAACUAUUUAUUAUUAAAAAUGUAGGACGUUUUUAGUUUAAAACACUCUCUAAUUUUAAAAAAUGUUUUUUUUUUUUUAAAACAAAAUGCCCACCAAAAUGACACAAACUAGCACAACGCAAUGACCUAAGUGAGCACUUCAAAUAAAGAACGAAUUCAGUUUAAAAAUGGAAUACGGAUCGACCAAAAAUAUUUAACCAUCCACUUAACAUGAGAAAUGUAGGUAACGAAGAAUUUUGAACAUCUAUACCUUCUAUACAUCGCGUAGGCCACAGAUAGAUUUUUGAUAACAUCAUAAUAUGAAACAUAAGUUUUUUAUUCCUUUUUAUACUGUAACUUAUAGGUUUUGAUAUUUUAUCUUUUUUAGGGAAGCGUGAAGGUUAAAAGCCGGUGUGAUAGAUAGCGUGUUUUAAACUCACCACCAUGUUACUCAUAUAUAGAGAGAUUAGACGGUUCUUAGCUUGAGUAGGGUGCCCAUCCAUGAUCUCAGUAGAAAGCCGCCUAUUAACUAAUAUUAAUAUGUGUCGUAAGUAGUAACACGUACGAAAUAUCUGUGAACUUGAUUUUAUAACUUUAUUGUAUCUAGCCUAGUCCUAGAGAUAUUUCGCUUGGAUAGUACCUAUUGUAUCACCCUACUCAAGCAGACAUUUCGUACUAUAGUAAAAAUUGACAAGAGUUUAAAAAAAAUCAACACGAUACGAAAAGUAGGUAGGUAGGAUUUCUAAUAUUAUAAACUAAAAUAUUAAGUUCUUUAACGAUUUUACACUUACAUUCGAUAGAAAGAUCAAAAACUUGAGAUAAUGUAAGCGCGCUAUAAUUGUUUGCUGUGUCAAUUUUGAACUCUGCUACCUUGAAAUAAGUACCGAGUAAUAAUGUCUUAUAAAGUAAGAAACGUCAUUAUAGCGCGAUUAGACAAUUUUGAGAGUUGAGUUCUAUUACUUGUAUAAGAACCACUAUGACUAUGUUGAAGUACCUAUGAUAAUUUAAUUAUUUUAGACAAAAUUGAGUUUGUGACUAUUUUAGUAUUUCAAUUAUUUAUUUCGUAUAAACAUAAGGCUAUGUCUUCCUAAAGACUGGAUAGAAAUGACAGUGAAUAAUGUAACGGCAUGGGCUUGGAUGAUUAAACAUCGUUUAUAAGCACUUUUUAACACUGGCACUGUGCUUAAAUUUUUGCUCAAUUGGGAACUUCCACCACUCAUUAAAACAACGCUGUGCAAUUAUUAAAAAAAGUUUUUAAUUCAGAACGUAAAAACUAUUUUAUUACCAGCCCGCAACACGAAAUUCUCUUUUAGUGUUUCCUAAGUAUAAGGUGCAUAACAACUUGCUUAUUUUAAUAAGUGAACGAUUAAAAUUAUAGUUAAAAGGUUGGUUUACUUUCUGUGUCUCAAUCUGGCAUAAAAUUGUUUAGAAAAGUAACCCACUUUUGUGCCCAGUUGCAAAAUUUUACAGCCUGCUUUAAGUAUUGUAACUUGCAAUAGGAUUAUUACUAAAUUUGACAAUGUUUUUUAUUACUGAUGCAAUAGGUAAAGGUACUGGAACAGCGUUUUUUAGACUACUUAUGUGAUACCAAAAUAAACAACAAAAAUCGGACGUGUUAUAAAACGUAGCUACACAGCUUCAUGAUGUACACCAAACAAAUUAUGGACCUAACUUAAAACUUUUCCUUAUAACUGGGCAGUCCCUGUUCACGAAAAAGUUUUCAAAGUGGUUGAACAGGCAUAAUAUAGUCGAUAUGACCGUUUCACCGAAACAGAUUUUUUCUGAUCCAGUACCAAAAGCAUACCUAUAAAAUCUAGACAGUAAUUUCGACUCAAUACUUGCAAUCGUCAUCCUACAUGCCAUCAUGCAAUGCUUAUUCACUUUCCUAAUAGUUAAUCCCUAUAAAUACGAGUAAGUAGUUUGUGAUUCUCUCGAGAUUAAAUAUAAGACAAUUUUCUCACUCCAUUUCUUACAAUGAAGCUAAAGGACAUGUUCCGUCCUCAAUAUGGCAGUUGAAAUUGUAUUUGCGGCAUAUUUUUGAAAUUCAGCAGCUACACAAAAGAUUGUAGUUCGUUCUGUAUUGUUUAUCACAUACUUAUUAUACUUACCUUUCAAAGGUGGAAUAAAAUGAUAUAUUAUA
Messenger RNA from Aricia agestis (brown argus), 4075 nucleotides. RefSeq lists its product as uncharacterized. The record is from RefSeq and is a predicted model, not a curated record. Gene Ontology annotation, molecular function: acyltransferase activity, transferring groups other than amino-acyl groups. The coding region runs from base 124 to 966 and encodes 280 amino acids. Lineage: Eukaryota; Metazoa; Arthropoda; Insecta; Lepidoptera; Lycaenidae. The transcript has 5 exons.